Molecule: messenger RNA, 906 nt
Organism: Tricharina praecox
Lineage: Eukaryota; Fungi; Ascomycota; Pezizomycetes; Pezizales; Pyronemataceae
Exons: 1
Coding region: 114-764 (216 amino acids)
Source: RefSeq, a predicted model, not a curated record
UUCUCUUUCUCUUUGCUUUUUUCUUUUUUCUGUUCUUUACUUCAAGGGGGCGUUCAACUCGUUUUCUUUUCUUUUCGUUUCGUGACAAAUGGGCUACGCUAGUUACUAGUAGUAUGGUACUUGGGGUUUUCAUAUGCUUGAUUCUUGCAAUUGCAAUUCGGGAGGGGUUUUGUCUUUUUGUUUUAUCUUUUUUGUCUUUGGUCUUGUCCUGUUGUUUUUUGUGUGUUUACUUUGCGUUCAACACAGUUGUAUAUCACAUCCAAAAGUCUUUUUUCCCCGUUUCCUUUUCCUUUUCCUUUCCUUUUCCGUUUCCUUGGUCCUUUUCCUUUUCCUUUUCCUUUUCCUUUUCCUUUUCCUUUUCCGUUUCCGUUUCCUUUUCGUCUACUACAAGUAUUGUACUGUUGUAUAUCACCUGGGUUCGGUCGGUUCGGUCAAGUUUUGGUUGUGGUUGGUUUACAGUAACAGAAUGGAGAAUGGAGAAUGGAGAAUGGAGAAUGGCAUUGGGCGGUUUGUCUGUACGAUUCUGGACAGAUACCACAGUACACCUCAUGGCUGGCUUCUUGAGGAUUUCGAGCUCUGGAGGGAAUACCUGGUUGGUCGCUGUACUGUUACGCUCAAUUGGGCUGCGUCCGGACUCGACGAAAGGCAAUGCUUGGAGAAGAAAGAAUCUAGGACGAGGCAUAUCCUGCUGUUUAAACCAUCAACAACACAUCGUUGUUGUAAGUAGCGGAAGUUCAAUCACUCAUAGCAGUCACGACAAGUGAAUCAAUAACAGAAUGAAGGGCAAUCGUUGAUUCGAUUCAUAUCCUCAUCAGCGUUGAGACUAUGAGCAUAUAUCUUACAUAUAGUAUACGUCCCUCCGCAAAACCCAUCCCACCAUCCGUCGCGGAAAAAAACAAGCCAUCC